AUGAGCGAAGAACUAACCUAUAAGAUUUGUGUUGUUGGUCCAGAGAAAUCAGGAAAGAGUUGUUUAAUUAAUCGUAUUGCAUUAAAUGUAUUUAAAGAACAGCCAACCAAUGAGCCUCUUAUUAAAAGAGUUAUCAGAGUUGCAGGAAAUCUUAUUUGUUUAGACCUUUAUGAAUUAAUAAAUUUAAAAGAAAAAGAACGUACAAAAUAUUAUCAAGGAGUUGAUUGUAUUUUAUUUGUUGUUUCGAUGGAAGACAUAGAAUCAUUAUGCCUAAUUCCAAAUUUAGUUGAUGAAGCUGAAAAAAUAGGUUCUAUUCCAUCUUCAUCAAUGUUAGUUGCAACUAAAAAUGAUGGAGACAUAGAGAUAGAAGAGUCUGAAAUUUAUAAAAUGGCACAGAAUCUUCAGUUAAAAUGUCUUUUUGUUUCAAGUAGAACUGGAUAUGGGUUUGAUAAUUUGUUAUUUGAAAUACAAAAUGAUAUAUUCUCUAUUAUGGAGAAGAAUGCACUUAAACACUCUCACGAUAAAUCAUCAAAGAAAUUAGUUUGUUUUUGUUGA
Messenger RNA from Entamoeba nuttalli P19, 555 nucleotides. RefSeq names its product GTP-binding protein, Ras family protein. Gene Ontology annotation, molecular function: GTP binding; GDP binding; GTPase activity. Lineage: Eukaryota; Evosea; Mastigamoebida; Endamoebidae. The record is from RefSeq and is a predicted model, not a curated record. Gene Ontology annotation, biological process: signal transduction. Gene Ontology annotation, cellular component: plasma membrane. Bases 1 to 555 code for a protein of 184 amino acids. The transcript is spliced from 2 exons.